AUUCCACAUUUAGCUCCCUCACUUGUUGGUAGCAGUCCCUACUUCUCUUUUUCAAAUAUCGCGCUGCACAAAAAGGCGCCAAAACUAAAUAUUCUGUUUUGGUUCUUGUUUUAGAAAAAAAAUCGCUAUUUCUUAUGUGAUAGUGUUUAUAAUUACAUUUUAUAUUGGUAGAGGAUACAGAAGCCCAUGUAAAAAGUAAAAAUCAACCUUUAAAAACAUUAUAUUAUACUUUUCAAAUUAAGAAGCUAUAUCUAUAAAAGAUAUGUAUGGAAUGCUAUUGGAAAGUGUUCAGCACUUUGUGCAGAAAGAAUACGGCGACGAGAUCUGGCAAAAAGCUUUACUAAUGGCAGAAUGCAAAUUCACAGUUUUCAAUACUCAUCAGGUUUAUCCAGAUUAUAUUAUGAGUAAUAUAGCAACGGCUUUGGCAAAACUAACCUCAAAAUCAUACGACAGUUUCAUGAAUUUUUUUGGUCACUGCUUUGUGCGUUUUUUUAGUAACUAUGGGUACGACCUUACAAUUAAAGCAACAGGCCGUAAUUUUACCGACUUCUUGGAAAAUGUUGACAACAUACAUUCUCAAUUCAGAUUGUCUUAUCCGAAAAUGAAAAGCCCGUCGAUGUACUUAACAAAAGUGGAUCAAAACGGUUGUGUGCUGGUUUACAGAAGUAAAAGGAUGGGGUUUACACAUUAUUUAAUGGGACAGCUGGACCAAAUAGCCACUGAGAUUUAUAACUUAAAGUUAGAAACUCACGUUCUGAAUACUGAAGUCAACCAAGUGGAUGGAAAAACAAUUGUCAUCGUUACAUUUAGGUUGAAUUUUGAUAAUACGCAAUAUAUAUUGGCUAAGCAAGUAAAAGAAGAGGCUCAUCUUAGGACUAUAAGCAGAUUACCACCAUUUAACUGCGACUUACUAUUGAUUCUUUUUCCAUUUGCAAUUUUAUUUAACCCUGCCAUGUCAAUUGUUGCAUGUGGAGAAAAGCUCGUUCAGGUCGCCGAGGGUGAGGAAAAACUUCUAGGACAACCAUUGCUUAAGUACUGCCGACUUAGAAGACCAAAAGGAAUUCCAUUUACUUGGAAAAAUUGUUUUUAUCUUAAGUCCGUUAUGUUCGAAGUUGAGAUGUUAAGAACCGAAUUACUAAAAACGAAUUCAGAGAGCGAGGACGAGGAAAGUUCACUGGCCAGUAAGGUGGAAAAUCUGGCGGAUUCUAUCGAGAUUGACGGCAAAAAUAUAUUGACCAACCCAUUGCGAAGAGAUAGUCAACCCGGGCUAAAAAAUAUUCUGCUAAAAGGCCAAAUGUUGUAUCUAGCAGACGUUAUUGGCAUUAUAUUCUUGUGCUGUCCGGUAGUAAAUGAUAUUGGAGAACUUCCAGAUCAAGGACUGUACCUAAACGACUUAAACCCUCAUGGCCUAGGUAAAGAAAUGGUUUUGGCAGGGUGGCAAAACAAUUCAAAGCUAGAAUUAAUGUUUGAUAAAGCUGAGCAACGGGCAUCAGAAUUAGAAAUGAAUCUAAGUUUAUUGGAAGUAUGGAAAAGUCGUGGUGAUGAGCUAUUGUACUCGAUGAUUCCAAAGCCUGUGGCAGAAAAAUUGCGAGCUGGAAAUAGCCCCUUAAGCACUUGUCAGUCUUUUGACGCAGUCUCUGUUAUGUUUUGCGAAAUAGUGGGAUUUAAUUCAUCGACGGUCGAAGACGCAAUGGAACUUGUGAGCACAAUGAAUGCAGUAUACUCUUGCUUUGAUUCUUUAAUGGAUACAUUUAAUGUGUAUAAGGUGGAAACUGUAGGGCAGAUUUACAUGGCAGUAUGUGGAGCUCCGGAAGAAACGCCACUUCAUGCGCAAAAUAUUUGUGAUGUGUCGCUUUGUAUGAUUCAACACAUAAAGCAAUUACAGAUACCCUCGGGGACAAAAGUAGACGUACGAAUAGGUGUACAUUCUGGGCCAGUGGUAGCAGGUGUGGUUGGGAUUAAAGUACCAAGAUAUUGCUUUUUUGGUGAUACGGUUAAUACAGCAUCACGCAUGCAGUCUACAAGUGCACCGGGGAUGGUUCACAUAUCACAUUCUACCAGAAAACUUCUGCCAAAAGAUAAAUACAUUUUAACGACUAGAGGAAAGGUUAAGUUAAAGGGCAAAGGAGAUAUGGAAACUUAUUGGAUCUUUGAGGACGAUUUAACAGAGUGUCUCGACUAAUAUGCAAAUGCGAAAAUAACGCAACAUUACUAUUUAAUUUUCACGACAGAAAUAGGAACUAUUAUGUAUGAGUAAAGUAACGUAGAGGAAAGUAACAGAAUAUUAAAACCUUUACUACUUUAGUUGAUAUUUUCAAAUAUAUAUUUGAUGUUAUUCCAAUAAUAAAUAAAUAUUUAUCACAUAA
Messenger RNA from Anthonomus grandis grandis, 2366 nucleotides. Its product is annotated as soluble guanylate cyclase 89Db-like. The record is from RefSeq and is a predicted model, not a curated record. Gene Ontology annotation, biological process: nitric oxide-cGMP-mediated signaling; response to oxygen levels; cGMP biosynthetic process. Gene Ontology annotation, molecular function: heme binding; oxygen sensor activity; guanylate cyclase activity. Gene Ontology annotation, cellular component: guanylate cyclase complex, soluble. Bases 263 to 2182 code for a protein of 639 amino acids. NCBI's taxonomy places the organism in Eukaryota, Metazoa, Arthropoda, Insecta, Coleoptera, Curculionidae. The transcript is spliced from 15 exons.